Messenger RNA from Nomia melanderi (Alkali bee), 6877 nucleotides. RefSeq lists its product as uncharacterized. Gene Ontology annotation, biological process: signal transduction; protein dephosphorylation. The record is from RefSeq and is a predicted model, not a curated record. Gene Ontology annotation, cellular component: cell junction; cytosol; plasma membrane. Lineage: Eukaryota; Metazoa; Arthropoda; Insecta; Hymenoptera; Halictidae. Gene Ontology annotation, molecular function: protein kinase binding; protein tyrosine phosphatase activity.
GCUCCGAAACAGCACGCUUACGUGCACCGUUCGCGUCGUCAGUCUCGCGGCGAGCGUCGUACAGUGCGUGUUGUCGUUCGUUUUAAUGGUGGAGAGGUUGUUCCGUGUUCCCGCAGCGUUGAAACCAAAUAUUUCCGCGGAUUCGAAAACCAAGCGACGGGUGUGCGUGACAGCCGAGAAGUUAGUGACACUUCCGGCGGGAAGGUAUCGACGACGCGUCGGUAAACCGUUUGCAUUCGUCGAUCACGAGUAUUCGAAGAUCAGGAAGGGAGCGCCGGGAUCCGCGCGAACGUCGAGAGAACGCGUCGCUAUGGGUACCCAGCAUUGUGGCCCGCGGGUGUAGUGCGAACGCGUAAUCAAGAGGAAGCCCAGAGUGAAAGGGAGACGGGGGAUCGACAGUUAAGAAAAACAGAGAGGGAUAGAGGUCACCGGGGUAGGGGAAAAAGUGCCGCGAGCCAGGAUAAGAAACGGACAGGCACGAACGGAGACCGGCGAGAAGGGAAGACAGAGAACGACCGUGGACAAGCGUGACCGGCGAGACUUCGAAAGGCUACUCUCUCGUGGCCGCAAGUGAGAACGGGGCCCAAGAGUGACCGAGACGGCGAGAAUAAUGCGGACUCGGUACUUCCGCCUUGAUCAACAGGACGUUCGGGUCUACUCGUAAUGAAGAAAAAUGCUAAAGGAAGAAGUUGAUUUUGAAGAAGUCUGAGUUCCCAUGUUACCAUUAUUCUCAGAAAUACAACGAUGCACUUGCAGGAUGCAAUUGCGCCCUUUCCCAUCAUUCUUCACGCAUGAGCAUUAAGAUUUCGCGAGGAGGUCUAACGAACGUUGAGAUGACUCGAGGAAGAAGAUUACCUCCCGCAUUAAGAGUAUGCAUAGGUACGUUCCUGCUGCUCUUCACCACCGUAACAGCGGACACGAUAAUAGGUUCGUCUUCAGUCCUCGACGAAAUCCUCGCUUCGAAUGCGUCGGUAGCUGCAAAGAACAAAACGAUAUUGAACAAGAUACCUUCAAGAGACGAAACGCUAGAAUUCGCCUCAGUGGACAGCGAUAGAAAAUCAAUCAGCUCGCAGAAUGCGAGUAAAAACGAUGCAGAGUCAGCGUUCAGCAAGCUUGCCAAUGAUGCCAAAACAGAGGACGAAGAGAAAGUGCCAACUCCGAUUGACAGAGAGUUCGAGGGGCAAGGGGCAAGACCACGGAACGAAGUCGACUGGUCCUCGGAUUCGAACAACGCAAGCUCGAAGUAUGAUGAAACUCUUUAUGGAACUUCGGGGAAGAGUUCCAGCACGAAAACAAUCUCCGAAGAGUCGAACAGAUUAUCCAGGACGAACGAUUUGAUCGUUGCAACCACAAAACCCGCGUUGGAAGAGUCGAAAUCCGACGAAAAGACAAAUGAGACGAUUCCCGACGUCGGUCAUCAUGACAAAAACAAAACGAACGAAUCGUCUACGUCCAAAGAAGAACAUGAAACUAUUACAGAAAAAGGAACAUCUUCAAACGAAUCCGAGAUUUCCAAACUGGAGGGGAAAAAUGUUGAAGAUAGAUCGACCACGCAUAAAACUCUUUCAUCGGAGAAGCUUCAAGAGAGGCUGAAGAAAACAGAAGACUUGAGCCCGACGAAGAACGUCGAGGUACCUGACCUAAAGGAAACGGAUGAGAAUAAAGAGAGCAGCGAGCCUAUCUCGUUAAUCAACGACACGUACGUCAACUACAGUCGCCAUUACAAGACCUCGACGGAAAAAAACUCGGGAACGGUCUCAGGAGGGCAGUCGAGUGCUAUCGAGAACGCCACUAACUUUAUCUCCAAAGACAGUGCCAUAACUCAGAAACCGAGGGAUCCUAAAGAGGACGUGGAAGUUGUCGGCAACGCGACCGAAGUGGCAGUUGAAAGGAUUGAAGCGCAGCAAUCUCAGAAUUCAACGAGAUCUCUAGAUGAGUUUAAUCAUUCGCUAAGUCCAAACGAAUCGCUACACGAUCCUCCUAAAUCCGAAAAAAUCGCGAUCGAAACGCAUGAGCUGAUCGACGAGAAGAAUCAGCAGAAACUGAUGGAAGCUGCAACCGAUAAAUCAAAUCAGACUGAAGCUUUAGCAACUCAAGACGCUUCUAGCCCUGUUCCUAGAGGCAGGACCAUCGCCUUUUCAGGGAUAAAUGAAUUCCCGAAUCUAGACACGAAACCCACAACAACUUCGAAAAUCGACGUAGCAUUUUCGAAGAAGAACAUUAGCUCUGAGAAGCUAGCAGAGCAAAAGCCUUAUCCUUACAUGAAAUCAUCCACGAAAGAAGAAGCUCAUAAUGCUAGCAAUCAAGUGGUCGACGCUACAACCGAAGAAGCUUCAGCACUGGAGAAUACGAUCGUCAGGGGUCAACCAGAUGAAAAGUUCAUAGUUACAGAGGCUUCCGACGUUUUAGAGAAUAGCAUCCAGCAGUUCAAGCCUACGUACUAUGAGAAGUCUAGCAAUGAUUCCUCGACAGUUUCGACAACUCCGCUUCGUCCGUCAGUGGCUACGACCACGGUGUCACCGUCGACGUCAGACGAAGCGCGGCCGACGAAUCGGUCGGUCGGAUCUAUCGAUCCGGCGACGGCCGAGGGGAAGUCCUCGACCAGCGGAAAUGAUGUUCCGCGAUGGAGCGAAGGUCGCGACGCGAUUACUGGGAGCGGGAACUUCGACAUGACCGGGAACGGAAUAACGGAAGUCAGCGUAAAACCGGAGAGCGCCGAUAAACGAACUUACGAGCCGCCUUUCCGCGGAACCGGCGACCGAACCACAUCCGGCCCAGCGACGCAAACGGAGGACGGGUUGAACGUUGCCGACGUUCAGACAAACGCUGAAAGCUCGCUGUUAAUCCGAUCGACUCUAAACGCCACGGAACUCGCCACCGAGUACCCUUUGGUCAAAAAGAACUCUUCCGAAGAAGACACUACCAUUGCUACCAACUUAGAGAUCACCACUGUGAAGAUACCUGAUAACAUCACCGAACCACCUACCACCGUCGAUACAUUAAAAAAUGUCACCGAAACACCUGACACCCCGGAUACGAAUGGUACAAAUGAAAUCCCUUCCGGUGUCACUGGUUCUUUCAGUUCUGAUGAUAGCCCCGUACCCUCGACGACGACGAUAGAAUAUGAAUUCGUCGGGCUCUCUGAGACAACUACUUUCUUUAAUCCAAAUGUUACCGAGGAAACGGUGUCUUCCGAUGUUCACGGGUCUCCUAGUGAAACCACGACUGUGCCCACGGUGCAGGAUCUAUUUGGUAAGAAUUCCCUGAAUGAGACGUCGACAGUGAAGAUUGCAGCGGUUACUGAGAGUUCUUUGAUCGAUGAAACGGAGACUACUGAUAAUGAGGAGAGAUUGAGUGCAUCGACCACUGAGCAGACGACGGUUCCUAUAUCGACGACGAAUUUAGGGGCUAGGGAUGAUGUUACGACUCAGACGAAUGUUAUUGAGGAAGAGACUAGUCAGAGCUCGACGAGGGAGGAUGAGGGGCAGAAAACGAGUAGCGCGACGGAUUCUUGGACUACCGUGAGUGAGGAUGAUGCAGGUGUCACUGGGAGGACGGAAGAGUCGUUUACAACGGAUUCCAAAGAUUCUCGGCGUAUGCUGAACGUUACUGAAACUCCGGCUCAGGCCACAAUGGCGCCGGGUAUUAGCACGACAGGUGCGACUCGAGUGGCUGGCUUCAGCCCCUUUGUGCCGAGUAGUCCGCGACCGGGGAUCACAUUUUCGAGCACCAGCAGCAGCACUCCAGCUGCUCCCGGGGUACCGAUGGAGACGACAGAUGACACGAGGAUGUCACCCGGCCCCGAGGAGAUCACUUCGUUGGUGCAUAUCGUCAUGGAAGGCACCUGGAAUGAAAUUUGCCUGGAGAUGGAGAAGCUGAGGUCGACUCUGGCUGAGGUUUUGAAGGUUGGGAUGAAGGGGUCGGUUUCUGAUAAGCAAAUUAUGUUCCAUCGGCAACCUCGACUCUGCCCGGAGGUUGCGAGUUCCACACCGACGACAUCGGAUAUACCGUUGACGUCGAUACUGGUUUACGUCGUUGACGAAAACGGAAAAUUCGACAGCACUAUGACAAAUAGUUUGCCUACUUUGUACCAAGACGUCAAAGAUACUGUCAAAUUCCCUAUUGCAAUACACAGCUUUCGUCUGGAAACGAUCCCGGAUUCCGGAAAUGCGAUAGCAGUGGUUGUGGUCUCCGUGGUUGCUUUCAUCUGUCUGCUUCUUCUGGCCGGUCUCCUGUUUAUAAUGCGGAAAAGGCAAACGAGAUUCAAUUACGGCGAAAGGUGUCGUCCAGUGUCUUUAGACGCUUACAGUGUGGACAGCGUUUCAGCGUACAACAGCGUGAGACGCAAAGGAGUGGCCAGAUCUUCGAAAAGAAGUUACGGAAAUCCCACGUUCGAGGAUUCGAGCGCUAUACCGUCCCACCCUUUGAAUUUUGCCGGGCUUUCAUCUUUCUGUAACGACGUUAAUGCAAUCAACGAGGAAUUCUCCGGUAUUCCGCAAGUUUCGGCGAAGAUAGACGAGCUGCCGGCCGGGGCUGAAGUGAAGAACAGAUACGCGAACGUGAUACCUCUCCCGGAAACGAGGGUGCCGCUCCAAAAAAUUAACAACGAUUCUCUUACGGAAUACAUUAACGCCAGUUACGUCAGGGGACCAAAGAACGCGAUGCGGUAUUAUAUCGCUUGUCAAGCACCAAUGGAGUUGACCGUUACCGACUUCUGGAGAAUGAUCUGGGAGCAGCAGUGCAAAGUGAUCAUCAUGUUAACCGACCUCGUUGAAAAUGGAGUGGAAAAGUGUACCGAGUACAUUCCACCCUCAGAAAUAACUGACUGCCACCGGUUGUACGGUGAUUUCCAAGUAACUCUGAAGAAGAGAGAAACCAAAGAAAAAUAUGCCAUUUCCACGCUUCAUUUAAAGAAUUUGGAGAAUAACACGUUCAGGGAGGUGUAUCAUAUUUGGUAUUUGUGGCCUGUCAAUGGCGCACAAUCGGACGGAGCGGGCUUGAUAGCCGUGCUUCUUGAGGCGAGGGCACUCCAAAGGGGUGGCCCUGGACCCAUUGUGGUCCACUGUAGUCCCGGCACUGGACGCACGGGAACGUUAAUAGCUCUUGACCUAGGAAUUAGACAAUAUGAGAUUACGAGAACUGUGGACGUGCCAAGGGUCGUUUACACUAUCAGACGGGAUCGUGCUGGGGCUGUCCAGACGAAGGAACAAUAUGCGUUCAUUUAUAAGGCUUUAAAUUUGUACGCUACUAAAUUAGCCGGCGGUGUAUUGGAUUCAACGUGAAUUAAUCGAGUGAAGAUCGAAAAUCUUUUGCGUCGAAGAGAGAUUAAUGCAGAUCAGAAAUCUGUUGUAUCAAUGAAGGGUAAAAGGAACAUCACCAGAGGCGACGUACAGCGCGAGAUUAUGAAACACUCGAGUUCUAAGAUUUAUCUAAGUAGGAAGAUACUAUGUAAUAAUUGAAUUAAAAAAGGCGACUUGUGAUAAGUGGACCAUUCCGACGAUCAAUUAUCGUCUCUAUCGAUUUUUACUUGAUCUAUUAGGAACUUGAGGAAUUGAUAAGAGAAAAUUGAGACACCAGUUCCCAUUUACUUGUCUUUCUCUUUCGGCCUAUAUUACGUCUAUUAUAAUUAUACAAUUGCUAAUUACAACUUAAAAGGAAUUUUCACGUAAUAUUAGGACGAUUCUGGCGAAAUAAAUAAUAUUACAAUAUAAUAUUAUUAGAAAGUAAAAAAUAAGACAAAUUGAUAUUAUUGGAAGGAUUAUACCGUUCUGUUAUAAAUUUCUGAUAUGGCUGUUCCAUAAAACUGCAAAUUUUCGUUUAUAUUGACAAAUGAUACUUCGUAUACGUUUUCUAUUAGGUUUUAAGUGGAACUUAUUUAAUUGAGGAAUUUGCCGGUUGCUGUAAAUGAAUAAAUCCCAAAGAUAUAACAUUUUUCACAUCAGUUAAACCGAAUUUCGGAAGUUACAAUUCUUAACAUUUAUUCGAUAAGAACAAUUGAAUCUAAAGUCAUCACAUUUUAACGAUUAUGAAAUGGAAGCAAUAUGAUUCAUGCAAAAUUUAGUAACCUGAAUAAUUUUAGCAAAAUGUUUUGUUUUUGAUUUUUUAAAAUUUCGGAUUUUUCUAUCUUUCUACAAUUCUAGAUUUUAAAAUCCUACGAUAUCUUUCUUUUGAAUUUAUUCAGUUACAAUGAUUAAACAAAUAUUUUUCACUGAUGAAUUUUAAUCGAUGUUUUAUUAAUGUAAAAGUUUUAUACGUUAUAGAGGUACAGAGUAUCACAGACUGAUACUUUUUACUAUAUUCCUUAAGCUAAACAAAAUUUUAAAUCACAGCUCAUACAUUCAGUUGUAAAUGAAAUUAAAUUCUUUUAUUUUGUACAUUUUAUUUUAUUUUCUAUAAAUUAUUCUUAAAACAUGCAUUAUGAUACAUAAAAUUAAUAUGUACUGUUUUUAAGAAAUUUUAUGACCGAAAGGAGAAGACGAAGUAAGAGAUACCUCGUUCGAGUGAAAAAAUACGAAUCGGGAGGCAAAAAUUCAUUUGUGAUAUUCGAACUAUUUGUCGACGUUAUAUAGCUUCAUGUUUCUGAAGUCUCUACGAUUUCGUAAAUUUCUUUUUAUUGUAGGCUUUGCCUUCUUUGUCAAUACUUUAUUAUAGAGAUAUAUGUAUAUGUAUUAUAUGUUGUAUAUUUAUAGGUAAAAUUAAUUAAGCAUAGAUUGAAUAUUUAACGUUGGUAGCUGGUAGAAUUACUUCAGAAAGGCUGUCGUGGCUAACGAUUUCUUUUUAUAAACAUUUCGCAGCUAGAAACUUUCGAUGAUAACAAGAUAUCCUUUUUUGAGAAUUACACGUCUGUAGAGUGUUCGUCGUAAUAUCCCGCACAAUU